CCCGGUGGCUCGGGGCAAGGGAGGUGGGGGAGAGGGCGAGGGGAGUGGCCGCGGCCUCCCCUCGCCCCUGGGUUGCGGCCUAGCCCGGGAAGUCUGAGCGGGUCCUUAGGCCCAGCGGUAACGACCCUCCUCCCCCACCUCCCGCUCGCCGCCCUCGCCGGAGCGAGCUGGGAGCCCGGGGCUCCCGCUCCCAGUUCCAUCCACCCCACCCCCACCCCCUGCACCCCACCCCUACGGCGCCUGCUCCUUUCCCAACAACCUUCUUCCCCUCCCCCACAUCCGGUGUUGGCGAAACCGUAGGAGCCGGGAGCAGCCCCGGAAAGCCGACUUGUUCCCGGUCUCCCGGAGAGAGAACUGACACUAGAUUGCUUUCUUCGCGACACUUUCCCUAGUUUAGCGGACCCCCACUGCCUAAAUCAAACUGAGUGCCAGGAGCUGAAUUUACCUACUCUCAUUCCUCUCCAGGGUCCCACUACUUGGGAGAUACUCUCAAACUCCACAUACUGAAAGCCACCGACCUAAAUCCGGUAUCCUACACCCCUUCCCUACCUUAAUUAACUCCCACCCCAGCCCUCCGCAUCGGAGUCAAGAACAACAGGGACACUUCCGUUCUCCUUGUAGGAUUGAUGAAAUCGUAAUGAAGAACACCCCCUAAAGUCCCAUAAUCGGUGCGGAUUCCUAUGGGGAAGGCCCAUGUUGUUGACAUCUUGCAGGCCUUGGUUCUGGACCUUGAGAAGGAGGCUGUGGAACUAGUGAUAGCGAUGCUUUUUAGGAUUUGGGGAUAUUCCCUGCCCAAAAAUUUCCUGGAAAAUUGACUAGUAUUAAGUGUGAGUAAAAGGUGUCCACUUUUUUUUAAGUUUCGAUUUUAGUUUUGUCUUGGAUAGUAUUUGGCAAGAUUUAGCCUAGAAAUUAUGUAGUAUUUAUUACAUGAGAAUCAAAAUUGCUUUGUUACGGGGCUGGUUUCAAAAUUUAGAACUCAUUUCUAUGUAUCAAAAUCGUUUUUUGUUUUUGUUUUUUUGGGUUUUUUGUUUUUUGGUUUUUUUUUUUUUUUUUUAAUUCUUAAAUGGUAAAUGUACCAUUGUGAAAUGAAAUUUCAACUCCAAAAGUUUACCCUUUUACUAACUGGAGUAAUUGAAUAAUUACAAAGUCUUUAGUUGAGCUAUCACUUGUGGGGGGAAAAAAAAAAAAAAGAAACUAGGCUGCGUAAGCAAGCCUUCGCAGGGCCGAUAUUGAAUGUCAUGCCAGUGACACUGGAAGAAAAAGUCUUCCCUUAGAUAGAAGCUUUCUGUAUUUUGACCGCACCAGUUCAGGAUGGCUGUAAUGCUGCUCUGCCUUCCACAGCUUGCUGUGCCGCUCUGUAGUUACUCGAUAACUAUACGUUUCUAUCUUUUUUGGUUAAACACUCCCUGAAGAUGAUAAAUAUGAUAAUGAUGUACGUACAUCCGUAUUAUACACAUUGAUUCAUGUGUAAGGCUUUCCCUUCAUGUUUAUUCUGUGGGCUGGGCAAAAUUUAGUGUGACAUACCGAUACACGUCAUGAUACUUUGGUAUAAGAGUAAGUUCACUAUUUUUAUAAUGAACCCAAAUCUGAAGGCUUUUGUAGUGUGUUUUAAAAGGGAAAACUUACCCAGAUGUUUUAUUUCUACACAUUUGUGUAUAUGUGUGUGUGUGUGUAUAAGCCAGUUAGUAUAUAUGUAUAUGUAUAUUAUAUACAUAAAACACUUUAUAUUUUUUCAUACAAGUAUGCUUUUAUUAUACAGAUAAUAAAGAUGGGGGAAGGUUUCUGUUUUUUUCUUAAUAGGUGAAGAAAUCUUGAAGACCAGAAAUUGGAUCUUAUUGAAUUUUGGUGUUCUUUUUCUUUUUUCUUUUUCUUCUUUCUUUUUAAAUUCUAUUGUUCGGCUAUGGAAGAUGGAUUUUUUUUUUUUUUCCCAAUAAUCCUUUGACUCUGAAGUUCAUCUUUAAAUGAACUCUGUUUUUGUUGGUUUUUAUUUUUGUUUUUGUUUUUGAGGAGAUAACUAAGCCUAGCUGUCUCCAGUCUGACAAAGGUUAUUCGAAUGGACUUAAUCUCCCAGUAGUUGGGAGAUGUUUUAAAAACACGUCCUGUGUUUGAAUUGUGGCUGAGAGGUUUCCUUGGCAAUGUGAGGAGGAAAAUUCUUUCUGCCCCAUUAUUAUUAAUUCAUGGAUUGAGUGUUGGUUCGACCUACAGGCGUAAUAGAUUGGAACUCAGUGAAGACACAGAGGUUCCUGUUGAGAGCAACCAGCUAAUGAUUGCAUUUUAAAGACGAUUUCUCUGAUUGAGUUGUCUUUUGGAAGACUAAACCCAUUUCAAGAGGACUUGGAGCUAGCCCUCGCCUUGAGGAAGCAGUGGCUUGCUUUCAAGAAGCCAUUUCUGAUAUAAGGAUCUACUCAGCAUGCCUAAUCAAGGAGAAGACUGCUAUUUUUUUUUCUAUUCUACAUGUACCAAAGGUGACAGCUGUCCCUUCCGUCACUGUGAAGCUGCGCUAGGAAAUGAAACUGUUUGCACAUUAUGGCAAGAGGGGCGCUGUUUUCGACAGGUGUGCAGGUUCCGGCACAUGGAGAUUGACAAAAAACGUAGUGAGAUUCCUUGUUACUGGGAAAAUCAGCCAAUGGGAUGUCAGAAACUAAACUGCGCUUUCCAUCACAACAGAGGACGUUAUGUUGAUGGCCUUUUCCUACCUCCAAGCAAAACUGUGUUGCCUACUGUGCCUGAGUCACCCGAAGAGGAAGUGAAGGCUAACCAGCUCACAGUUCAACAGAACAAAUUGUCUGUCCAGUCUAAUCCCUCCCCUCAGCUGCGAAGUGUUAUGAAAGUAGAAAGUUCAGAAAACGUUCCUAGCCCCACCCAUCCACCAGUUGUAAUCAAUGCUGCUGAUGAUGACGAAGAUGAUGAUGAUCAGUUUUCUGAGGAAGGUGAUGAAACCAAAACACCCAUCCUGCAACCGCCUCCUGAAGCUCAUAAUGGAUUACGGACAGCCUCUGCCCGGAAACCUGGAGUCAAUUUGAAACAAGGUGAAUGUUUGAAUUUUGGAAUAAAAACUCUUGAGGAGAUUAAGUCAAAGAAAAUGAAGGAAAAAUCCAAGAAGCAAGGUGGAGAAGAACCCUUGGUAAGAUUGAGCCUCACCGAGAGACUGGGAAAACGAAAAUUUUCAGUAGGGGGUGACAGCGAUCCUCCGUUAAAGCGUAGCCUUGCGCAGAGGUUAGGGAAGAAAGUGGAAGCUACAGAAACGAACACUGACAAAGCACCAAAGAAAGUUCACGUUUCCAAGUCUCUGAAGGAGCGAUUAGGCAUCUCAGCUGCUCCCAACAGUGAGGAGGCAGUAGAGCGAGGCGCUAAAGUUGGUGAAAUCCAUGUGAAGACAUUAGAAGAAAUUCUUCUUGAAAAAGCUAGUCAGAAACGUGGAGAAUUGCAACCUAAACUGAAGACCGAAGGACCUUCCAAAGUUGAUGAUGCUACUUUAGGAACAAGAAGCCCCUCCACCAUCAGAAUCAAAACCUUCUCUGAGGUCCUGGCUGAAAAGAAACAUCGGCAGCAGGAAGCAGAGAGACAAAAAAACAAAAAGGAUGUAACUUGCAUCAAGCUAAAGACAGAUAGUGAAAUUAAAAAAACAGUGGUUUUGCCACCUGUAGUUACCAGCAAAGGACAAUCAGAGGAGCCCACAGGUAGAGCAAAGUCUAUGCAGGAGGUGCACAUCAAGACGCUGGAGGAAAUCAAACAGGAGAAGGCACUGCGGGUACAGCAGAGCUCUGAGAGCAGCACCAGCUCCCAGCCUCAGCCUGAGGCCACCCCAGGGGCAAGGCGGCUUCUCCGAAUCACAAAAAAAACAGGUAUAAAAGAAGAGAAGAAACUACAAGAAGGGAGUGAAGUUGCUUCCCAGAGCGGGGUUAAUAGAACAGAAGCUAAAGAGGUUUCAGAAGAGACCACAGGAGUUGGCAUUACUAAAAUUCAAGUCAAGAGAUGUGAGACCAUGAGAGAGAAGCACAUGCAGAAACAGCUGGAGAGGGGACCCUCACAGAAGGAGAAAUCAGUUCUGACACCUCUCCGGGGAGACGUAGACUCUUGCAAUACUCAGAUAGGAGAGAAGCCUGUGCUCACUCCUGUGCCGGGCCUCACACGGCACCUGGCAAAGCGGCCUUCCACAAAGUCGUCCCCAAAGGCAGAGGUGGAAACCUCAGGCAGUGGGGACUCGAUAUUGAAUGUGAAGUGUGCAGCACAGAGCUUAGAAAAACGGAGUAAAGCUAAACCCAAAGUCAAUGUGAAGCCAUCUGUGGUUAAAGUUGUCUCAUCCCCCAAAUUGGCCCCCAAACGCAAGGCAGUGGAGGUGCACCCUGCUGUCAUUGCAGCUGUGAAGCCGCUCAGCUCCGGCAGCGCCCUGCAGGAAAGCCCCACCAAAAAAGCAGCUGUGGCAGUUGUCCCACUCCUUUCGGAGGACAAAUCAGUCACUGUGCCUGAAAUGGAAAAACCUAGAGACAGUCUUGUGUUGCCUCCAACCCAGUCCUCUUCAGAUUCCUCCCCACCAGAAGUAUCUGGCCCUUCUUCUUCUCAGAUGGCUACGAAAACUCGCCGACUCAGUUCCACCUCGACAGGAAAGCCCCCGCUUUCUGUGGAGGAUGAUUUUGAGAAACUAAUAUGGGAGAUUUCAGGAGGGAAAUUAGAAGCUGAGAUCGACUUGGAUCCUGGGAAAGAUGAAGACGACCUUCUGCUUGAGCUGUCAGAGAUGAUUGAUAGCUGAAGGCGGUAGAACAUUUAAAAAAAAAAAAAAACUGGACUUAGUUUCAUCUAUUACAACAUUUACCCAAGAUGAUCAUUUCUUUAGUCUAGCAUUUGCCCCAAAUCAGAAGUAUACCUCUGAAUUACCUGUAUGUGUCCUGGAUUCCUUGGGGUCGGAUUUUUAAAGUCCCUCGAUAACCAUUUUGUCCAUUCGAUGCCAUGGUUUAGCAUCUGUGAGAAAAAUGUUCUGUCUUACACCUCUCCACAAAAAACUGAGAGGGAGAUCCAAGUCGCAGGGUGCAAGAGAACUUAGUGACUCCUUGAGGUGUCUGUCAGUUUGGGCUCCCCCCCCCACCUUUUGCUGUAGUAUUUCUUUUAUGUCUUGUCUUAAUGUACUUAUUAAUGUAACCUGAGCUCGAAAAGGAUGAAGACCAGCUGCUGCCAGUAAGGACCAAAUUUCACUCAGUCACUAAACAAAAGAUCCACUCCGUCUGCGUUAAAUUGUGUGUCAUUUUAAAAGUAUUUGGAGAUUCAACUAAGCUUUAGAGAAGGCUGAGCAACUCUGGAAGCUUAUAAUCUGGACAUAACUUUUUCGACCCGAUUUCCAUGCUUCUGCUGCUCUGUAAGCCUCUGAAGAGCAAUAGCUAAUUUAUUAUUACUGUAAUUUUUUUAAGGCUUUAAAGUGCCUCAGGGGUCCUCUGAAACUAAUUUUCUAUUUCUGGGAUUCCCUGGAUCCUUAAUAAGAGAUGGUGACAUAAUGAUUAGAGGAAUUCUUUUUUUUUUAGCAUGAAAGUUGUCCCUUCUCUUCUUCAAUACUUGCCUCCUACUGGUAUUGAAUUAUCACAGGGAUUAAAAUCGGUUAAUUUUUUAUUCUAACUCUCCCAGCAAACUCCUCUUGCCCAGUAUUUAUUUGGUGCCCGUUAACCACCAGAGGGAAAAAAACAUGAACUCCUCCAAGCCGCCAGUAUUUGUCUCUGGACUGUAGCAGUGCACUGAAUUGUACUGUCGCAGGGCUGAUUGAGAUGCUCUGGGGGUGUAUUGUAUACCUUCCAGUUUUCUUCAUUUCUGAAUUGAAUUUUCUUUUCUUGAUGUCAGUCUCCUUCAUACCACCUCAAGGUUUAGACUUGUGAAGGAACAAGUAUGAUGGGGAUAAGAGUCUUGAAAGGAGACAUAUUGUACAUAAUCAGAAGGAAGAGGAAAGAAGGACUUGUCCGAUUUGCAAUUUUGCUGUAGGUGGCCAGUUCUGUUUCUCAUAGGGAAAUCUGGUCCACCUGUCGCGUUGGCUCCUAAGGAACUGCUGUUGUAAGCAGCUCAUCAAGAGUUGCACCUCACGUAGCCUUGUUGGGAACAUGGAAACGGAAGAAAGCCACAGGACUGCCCGUUCAGUCUUGGGAAGAUCUGGAUGAUUCUGCACAAGCAAAAAUGACUUGAAAUUUAUGUAUAGACACCUCUCCACCAAUCCAUCUUCAGCUGACUGAAUGUUGUAUAAUAGCCCUUCUCCAAAGCAGGGGUGGAAUGUUCUGGUUUCACCACAGAUUUUCUACUCAUUUCAUUUUUGGAAUCCACUUAAAGAUUCCAGGUCCCUUUUGUAUAUAACCUUUAUCCUUUUGCUUUUUUAAAAAUAAUUUUGUUUCAUAUUUAAAGUCCUUGUAUUAGUCAAUGAUUCAUGUUCAGCAUUAUUUGAACCAUUUGCCAUUACAAGAAAGAGAAAUACUUAUUUGUGUUUUAAAUAAAACUGGUGUAGGAAAGUCUGGA
This is a messenger RNA of Lutra lutra (Eurasian river otter), 6483 nucleotides long. It is a transcript of the gene ZC3H11A, whose product is annotated as zinc finger CCCH-type containing 11A. The transcript has 17 exons. Lineage: Eukaryota; Metazoa; Chordata; Mammalia; Carnivora; Mustelidae. Bases 2411 to 4750 code for a protein of 779 amino acids. Gene Ontology annotation, molecular function: metal ion binding. The record is from RefSeq and is a predicted model, not a curated record.